Molecule: messenger RNA, 1079 nt
Organism: Phoenix dactylifera (date palm)
Lineage: Eukaryota; Viridiplantae; Streptophyta; Magnoliopsida; Arecales; Arecaceae
Source: RefSeq, a predicted model, not a curated record
UCCAUCCCCUAGUUCCAAACCGGGAAGAAGAAACCGCUAUUUUUUCGAUCCCGAAGACCCAAUAAUAGGCAAUAGAAUACCGAAGGCUCCGGUGGACAGCGAGACGCCGUUCUCCGUCCUGCGAAGCAGAAGGCGUUGGCCGGUUUCCCAUUCCUAUAACCCACUAACGACAUCAAGAAGGGAAUCGAGGAUAAGAAGGAAGGGGGAGGGGCGUGUAUGGAAAGAGGGGAACGAGGGAUGGGGGCCCGGCAGCGGUGGAGGAGGUUCAAAGACCGGCUGCGAUUCAAGGGCGUGGCCUGCUGCGGCAGCCCCUGGGCCCGCUCCCGGGCGGCCCACAUCGAUUCCCGCUCCCCCUUCGACUUCUCCACCGCCUCGUCCGGAGAAGACGCCGGCUCCCCCGCGGCGGCGGAGAGAGGGGGGCCGAGGUACCGGCGGGAGGCGGCGGCGGCGGCGCGGAACCGGAGGGAGAGCGAUCAGGAUUUCGGGUGCAUCCUGGACCAGGCGCCGGCGGGGGACGCGGUGACGGCGAUCGAGGAGGAGGAGGAGGAGGAGGAGAUGAACCUGGCGAUGGCGCUGGCGGCGGAGCGGCAGCUGCGGGCGACGGAGAGGGACAUGACGAUGACGCCGUUCUCGGAGAGGUCGUCGCUGAUGAGGCUGAUGAGGGAAGGAGAGGAGGAGAAGAGAGAGGAGGCGGAGGAGGAGGAGGGGAGGGAGUGGUGGGGGUGCUGCGUGUGUAUGGGGCGGCGGAAGGGGGCGGCGUUCAUCCCGUGCGGGCACACCUUCUGCAGGGUGUGCGCGCGGGAGCUGUGGAUCACCCGAGGAUCGUGCCCUCUCUGCAACCAGUCGAUCCUCGAGACGCUCGACAUCUACUGAUGGAUCGAUCCUUGCUUCCAACUCCGGCUUCGUGAUUCUGCUCCCUCCGUCCUUUGUAAUUUUCUUUUUGCAUUGAAUUCGAAGCUAUUUAUGAUUCAUCGAACGGUGCGAAGUCCUCUCCUUUUGUUUUCUUCCUCUUGUUUUCUCGCUCUUUACUUCGUUUUCAAUGAGGGCAGGGGGCCGUUCUCCCCUCGGGAACUCUGCUA